AGCGUUACGUUUCGUCUUCUUCUUUCAGAGUUUGUUUUUUCUUUCUCUUCGGUUUUUUUCUCUGCAACUCUUUUCACCAACCAAAAUAGCUUCGAUUUUUCUUCUUAUUUUCUGAGAAAAAUCUCCGGAAGAAAAUGAAACCGACCCGAACGACCGAUUUUAGCUUGAUUCGGACUCUCUGUAAACCGACUCAUCACCCUCUCCUCCACCUCCGAGUCGUCUUCUUGUUUGUUCCCACCUAAACACGAAAGUACCCACCCGAAAAGAUUGUUGUUUUAACUUUUUUUUAACAAAUUUUCUUUGUUGCUGAAACCCAAAAUGUUGUCGUUUCAAUCGAGCAAGAACCUCCUUAGCUUAACAGAAGAUCUACUUGUCCGGAUCUACGAAUUGCUGGCCGCCGAGUCGGAUCGGAAAUCGUUUCGGCUCGUUUGCAGAGAGUUUCGUCGAAUUGACACACUGACUCGGAGGCAUCUUCGGGUAAUACGAAUCGAGUUCUUGCCGAUUCUUCUCCGUAAGUACCCUCGGCUACAAUCCCUCGACCUCUCCGCUUGUCCCCGCAUUGACGACGGGGUUGUUUCCUUGCUCUUAACUCGGGUUGGUCCGGGUUCGAAUUCACCGAUUUUAGGUCAUUGGGCUUGGGGACUGAAGAGUCUAGUGCUGAGCCGAGCGACGGGGCUGAGGUUCUCGGGGUUGGAGAUGUUGGCACGUGCAUGUCCGUGUUUGGAGAGCGUUGACGUGUCGUAUUGUUGUGGGUUUGGAGACAGGGAAGCAGCUGCCUUGUCCUCUGCCGUUGGGUUGAGGGAGUUAAACAUGGAUAAGUGCUUGCAAUUGACCGAUGUCGGAUUGGCGAAGAUCGCCGUCGGGUGUUCGAAGUUGGAGAAAUUGAGUUUGAAAUGGUGUAUGGAGAUGACUGAUUUGGGUAUCGAUCUUUUGUGUAAGAAAUGCGUUGAUUUGAAGUAUCUUGAUGUGUCCUAUCUCAAGGUGACAAAUGAAUCACUUCAUUCUAUUGCUUCUCUGCUGAAACUGGAGGUUUUGGGUUUAAUGGCGUGUCCUUUAAUAGAUGAUGUUGGAUUACAUUUUAUCGAGCGUGGAUGCCCGUCACUAAAGGUGAUUGAUGUAUCAAGGUGCGAAGGUGUGAGUUCAUCUGGUUUAAUCUUUGUUGUCAGAGGCCAUCGUAACCUUCUUGAGCUUAAAGCAGGUUAUUGUCUUUCACAGGAGCUUUCUACAGCCCUUCUGCAUCAGAUGAAGAACUUAAAUCACCUCGAAGUGAUCAGAAUUGACGGGGCUAGAAUUUCCGAGACUAGUUUCCAAGUCAUUAGUGCCAAUUGCAAGUCAUUGGUAGAAAUCGGGCUCAGCAAAUGUUUGGGGGUGACCAACAUGGGCAUAAUGAGACUUGUAUCUGCCUGCAUUAAUUUAAGAGUCCUGAAUCUAACUUGCUGCCAUUCCAUUACUGAUGCUGCAAUUUCUGCCAUAGCUUACUCAUGCAGAAGCCUUGUAUGCCUGAAAGUAGAGUCUUGUAAUAUGAUUACCGAGAAGGGUCUUUGUCAGCUUGGAUCCUUUUGCUUGCUACUGGAGGAGAUUGAUCUGACAGAUUGUUGCGGUGUAAAUGACAAAGGAUUGGAAUACUUGUCUAGAUGUUCUGAACUAUCAUGCUUGAAACUAGGGCUUUGCACAAACAUAUCAAACAAAGGACUAUCUUACAUCGGUUUUAACUGUUUGAAGAUUCAUGAACUAGAUCUGUACCGGUGCACUGGCAUUGGUGAUGAUGGUUUGGAGGCUCUAUCCAAUGGUUGCAAGAAGUUGAGGAAGCUCAACUUGUCAUACUGCAAUGAAGUUUCUGACAGAGGGCUAGGUUAUAUCGGUCGUCUAGAGGAACUUUCUGAUCUCGAAAUGCGUGCACUUCAUAAAAUCACAGGUGUGGGUUUGGAAGCAGUUGCAGUUGGAUGUAAGAGACUGGCAGAUUUGGAUAUGAAACACUGUGAGAAAGUUGGUGAUUCGGGCUUUUGGGCACUUGCCUAUUACUCAAAGAAUCUACGACAGAUAAACUUGAGCUACUGUGGCAUCUCUGAUAUGGCAUUGUGCAUGGUGAUGGGGAACUUGUCACGGCUGCAAGAGGCAAAGCUUGUGCACCUCAGCAAUUGCACGGUGGAAGGGGUUGAGCUUGCACUUAGAGCCUGCUGUGUACGGAUAAAAAAGGUCAAGCUAUUUGCCCCUUUAAGGUUCAUGCUUUCAUCAGAGAUUCUUGAAAUCCUGCAUGCUAGAGGUUGCAUCAUAAGGUGGGAUUAGAUGAAUUAUUACAUCAAGGAAAGUUAGUAAUAAAUAAACUCCUCAUGCCUUGGUUCCGGAUGCUUUCUUCGAUAUUAUAAUGAUGUUCGAAGUUCAUAGUUUGCUCCAUGAUAACAGGUUUAAGUUAAAACUACAGCUUGGACCUGUAUUGACCGUGGAUUUAUGUUAACUAUCAUUUUAAGUAUGUUGAUUUGAACUGAUGGCAUUAUAUCCCCAAACAUUCCGAUUUGAAGUUUGAAUCAAAAUUUUGUGAACUCAA
Molecule: messenger RNA, 2545 nt
Organism: Gossypium raimondii (Peruvian cotton)
Lineage: Eukaryota; Viridiplantae; Streptophyta; Magnoliopsida; Malvales; Malvaceae
Product: F-box/LRR-repeat protein 3
Exons: 7
Coding region: 319-2286 (655 amino acids)
Biological process (GO): SCF-dependent proteasomal ubiquitin-dependent protein catabolic process
Cellular component (GO): SCF ubiquitin ligase complex
Molecular function (GO): protein binding
Source: RefSeq, a predicted model, not a curated record